GUUUCGAUCUACUUUAUUACAGCUUUCUUUUAUCCAGAGUCAGUAUGACUCCUCCCUAUUUCUUUGUAAAACAUCUACAGAUAUUGUUCUUUUACUUGUGUAUGUGGAUGAUAUUGUUAUCACUGGCACGGGUUCUGGUUUGAUAACUCAACUCUAGCAGCAUCUACAGGCUUCCUUUCACAUGAAGGAUCUUGGUCUACCACUUACAUAUUUUUUGGGUUUGGAAGUACACACUGAUUCCACAGGUAUAUCUUUGAACCAACACAAAUAUAUCCAAGACUUGAUCACUUUGACUGGUCUUCAAGAUUCUUCUUCUGUCGGGACUCCUCUGGAAGUCAAUGUUAAAUAUCGUCGUGAAGAGGGUGAGCUCCUUCCUGAUCCGACUAUCUUUCGUCGUUUAGUUGGGAGCCUCAACUACUUGACCAUCACUAGGCCUGAUAUAUCAUUCGUAGUCCAGCAAGUCAGUCAGUUUAUGCAAACUAUACGACAUCUUCAUCUUGUGGCAGUUUGUCACAUCAUUCGGUAUCUCCAAGAUUGGGCCGGUUGCCUUGAUACUCGUCGUUCUGUUACGGGUUGGUGUAUGUUUCUUGGUAAUUCUUUGAUCUCCUGGAAGAGUAAAAAGCAGGUACGUGUGUCUAAAUCUUCAACUGAAUGUGAAUACCGUGCCAUGUACGCUGCCUAUUCUGAGAUUAUUUAGCUCCGUGGGCUUUUAGCUGAACUUGGCUUUCCUCGGUCUAAUCCUACACCCCUUCAUGCGGACAACACUAGUGCUAUUCAGAUUGCUGUAAAUCUAAUAUAUCAUGAGCGUACAAAGCAUAUCGAAGUAGAUUGUGACUCAAUUCGAGAGGCUUUUGAUGCAAAUAUUAUUUCUCUUCCGCAUAUCUCUACUGAUCUACAGAUUGCCGACAUAUUCACCAAAGCCAUGACACGACAACGUCAUCUCUUUCUUGUGGGCAAAUUGAUGUCAAUUCUUGAUCACCCGCAUCAAUUUGAGGGGGAUGUCAAUUAGAUAGAAAGAGUAAUUGACGGCCAGCAAGUAAUUAACGUUAGAAUUAGAGAUGCUUUGUAUAGCUUUGUAUAUUAGUUGUAAUUGGUAGAAAAUUGCUCAGUUUCCAUUUAUGUACAGUGAUAGUUAACAUUCGGCCAUGGAAUUUGCCUUAUUAUUCCUAUAUAUACAAAGGAACCCUCACAAUGAGGAUUAUCGAGUUAAAAAGGAGAAAUUGAAUACCUUGACAUCCAAUUGUACU
Messenger RNA from Olea europaea var. sylvestris, 1247 nucleotides. RefSeq lists its product as uncharacterized. Bases 182 to 697 code for a protein of 171 amino acids. NCBI's taxonomy places the organism in Eukaryota, Viridiplantae, Streptophyta, Magnoliopsida, Lamiales, Oleaceae. The transcript has 2 exons. The record is from RefSeq and is a predicted model, not a curated record.